Ostrinia furnacalis (Asian corn borer) is the source of this 2235-nucleotide messenger RNA. Its product is annotated as arylphorin subunit alpha-like. The transcript has 5 exons. Lineage: Eukaryota; Metazoa; Arthropoda; Insecta; Lepidoptera; Crambidae. The record is from RefSeq and is a predicted model, not a curated record. Bases 27 to 2156 code for a protein of 709 amino acids.
CACAGUUGUCUCCCAGGAAGAGCAAGAUGAGGACUGUCGUCGUUCUGGCGUCUCUGGUGGCCCUGGCUUUGGCCGGGUCCGUUGAUCAACCUCCUUUCUUCAAGUACCAUCACCAUGUGAAGACUGAAACAAUUCAACCUGUAACUAAGGAAAGACAGUACAAAAUCUUGGAGCUCUUCGAAGCCGUCAGUCAAGUCAACAAGCAUGCAAGCUACUACAAAGUUGGCUCAGAGUACGACAUCAAGGCUCACGUCAAUCAGUACGAGAAUAAAGAAGUCGUUGACGCGUUCUUCAAGCUGUACGACACGGAAUACAUCCCUAAGUACAGCCACUUCUCGAUCUUCGAUGACAAGAUGAGACAAGAAGUCAUAGCUCUAUAUGACUUGUUCUACUACGCCAAGGACUUCGACACCUUCUACAAUACCGCUGCCUGGGCUCGCGUUCACGUCAAUGAAGGAUACUUCGCGUAUGCUUUCUACGUUGCCGUCCUUCAGCGUAUUGACACCAAAGACUUAGUUCUCCCUGCCUUCUACGAGAUCUGGCCUCAGUACUACGUCAACUUCAGUGCAUUCAGCAAGAUGUACUACAGCAAAAUGCGUGGACUGCCAUUCGACCACUUAGAUUUCGAACAAUACGGCAUUGCUGAGGUGGGCGAAUACUACUACUACUACACCAACUACUCCGACUAUCACACCUACGGUCACAAUGAGUACAAGAUUUCGUACCUAACUGAGGAUAUUGGCUGGAAUGCUUACUAUACCUAUUUCCACGCCUCUCUGCCUUUCUGGGAGCACGGAGACGAAGUAGCACUGGGCAUCUUCAAGGAAAGACGUGGUGAACUAUACUACUACUUCUACCAACAGCUCUUGGCUCGUUACUACAUGGAAAGACUUUCCAACGGUCUGGGUGAGAUCCCUACUUUCUCCUGGUACCAGCCAUUCAAGUACGGUUACUACCCGUUUAUGACCACCAACUUCUACCCCUUCGCUCAGAGGCCUAACAACUACUACAUGCAGACUGAGCAGAACCUUGACGACCUGCGCUUUGUCCGCAACUACGAAGACAUCUUCCUGUCCUACCUGGAGAAGGGUCAGUUCAAAGCUUACAACCAUGAGGUGGACUUCUACAACUCCAAAUCAAUCAACUUUGUCGGAAACUUCUGGCAAGCGAACCCUGACUUGUACGAAAAGGUUGGAAACAACCACUACCACCGCUCUUACGAAAUGGCUGCUCGCCGUAUCUUGGGUGCUGCUCCUUACAGUUACAACGCUUACGACGACUACUCCUUCAUUCCGACCGCGCUCGACUUCUACCAGACUUCUCUGCGUGACCCUGCCUUCUACCAGAUCUACAACAAGAUCGUAGGUUUCAUACUUCAAUACAAGCAGUACGUGCAGCCCUACUCUCAAGACAACCUUCACUACAUCGGUGUCAAGAUCAACCACGUUGAAAUCAGUGAGCUGCUCACCUUCUUCGACUUCCACCCCUUCAAUGCCACGAACAGCAUUAUUUACUCUGACAGUGAACUUGUUGCCCCAAAGAAAUCUUUCGUGGUUCUGCAGCCACGUCUGAACAGGCAACCAUUCACGGUUAAGAUCAACGUUAAGUCUGACGUUAACGAGCAGGCCACUUUUAAGAUCUUCGUUGGUCCCAAAUACGACAGCAAGGGCUACCCUAUCCAGUUCGAGGACAACUGGAUGAACUUCGUUCAACUGGACUGGUUCACCCACCAGCUUACCAAGGGAGAAAAUGUGAUUGAGCGCAGCUCCGAGGAAUUCUUCCACUUUAAGGACGACUCUCUGUCCAUCCACCAGAUCUAUGAGUUGUUGGCAGAGAACAAACUGCCUGUUGACAUGAUGGAGAGCUACGAUGACCUGCCUAAGAGGCUUAUGCUUCCUAGAGGUACUAAGAGUGGAUUCCCUCUGCAAUUCUUCGUAUAUGUGUACCCAAGUGUCCAAAUGCCUAAGGAAUUGGAGCCUAUGGAAUCGUUCAUGCUGGAUGACAAGCCCUUCGGAUACCCGCUUGACCGCCCUGUAUCCCACCACUUUAUCCAACCCAACAUGUACUUCAUAGAUGCUGUCGUCUACCACAAGGGAACAGAGUACCCGCAACACUUCGACGACAUCCACAUCACCGAAAGAGUGUUCCAGCACUAAAGAAGUCUGAAGUUAGGUACAUCUAUAUAAUGUAGACUGUUAUAUUUAAUAAAACAGGCAAUAAAGGUUUUGUAGAUAA